UUGUUAUUGUCGUUUUUCAUGACUAGUAACUACAAUUAGUCUAUAUUAAACAAGUGAUAAAUAAGAAUUAUUCAUCGAUAGAAUUUAGAAAUAUAUAAAAUACGAUUUAUGUUUUAGUUAACACAAGAAAAACUUGUAAACUAUGUCUAAAAUAUUUACCCCAACGAAUCAAAUUCGAUUGACUAAUGUCGCCAUUGUAAGAUUGAAGAAAGGUGGCAAAAGGUUUGAAAUUGCCUGCUAUAGGAAUAAAGUUAUAUCUUGGAGAAACAAAGUAGAAAAGGACAUAGAUGAAGUUCUACAAACACAUACUGUAUUUACAAAUGUUUCAAAAGGCCAAGUUGCUAAAAAAGAAGAUUUAGUCAAAAUAUUUGGUAAAGAUGAUCAGACUGAGAUAUGUAAGGAGAUACUGGAAAAGGGUGAAUUACAAGUGUCAGAUAAAGAAAGGCAUUCUCAAAUUGAUGCUUUGUUUAAAGACAUUGCAACAACUGUAGCUGACAAAUGUGUCAAUCCAGAAACUAAAAGGCCAUAUCCGGUUUCAAUAAUAGAAAAGGCCAUGAAAGAUAUUCACUUUUCAGUGAAUGUAAAUAAAAAUGCAAAACAACAAGCAUUGGAUGUAAUUCAAAUGAUAAAGACUGAGAUUCCUCUAGAAAGAGCUCAAAUGAGGGUCAGAAUUCUAUUAAGUGGUAAAGAAGCACGCAAGAUAAGAGAUAAGGCUGUGAAAUUAACAUCCAAAGUAGAAGAAGAAAGCUGGGAAGCUGGAACUGCUAACAUUAUCUGUUUAAUAGAUCCAGGUAGCUUCAGAAACCUAGACGAACUGAUUAGAAGCGAAACAAAAGGUACUGGGCAAUUUGAAUUACUUAAUCUGAAAGAAACAAUUGAGGGAGAACAAACACUGUAAUGUAUUUUGUUAUUUUCUUUAAUUAUAAAUUUUUUUAGUAUGUUUGUAUGACUAAUAAACACUUUUUUAAUAUAU
Molecule: messenger RNA, 973 nt
Organism: Pieris rapae (cabbage white)
Lineage: Eukaryota; Metazoa; Arthropoda; Insecta; Lepidoptera; Pieridae
Gene: Sbds
Product: ribosome maturation protein SBDS
Exons: 2
Coding region: 143-898 (251 amino acids)
Biological process (GO): ribosome biogenesis; cytosolic ribosome assembly
Source: RefSeq, a predicted model, not a curated record